This is a messenger RNA of Balaenoptera ricei (Rice's whale), 3264 nucleotides long. RefSeq names its product chromosome 19 C16orf46 homolog (gene C19H16orf46). The coding region runs from base 252 to 1469 and encodes 405 amino acids. The record is from RefSeq and is a predicted model, not a curated record. The transcript has 3 exons. Lineage: Eukaryota; Metazoa; Chordata; Mammalia; Artiodactyla; Balaenopteridae.
AAUCCAGGGCAACUGUCGCUGUCGCCCGCCGGCGGGGACUAAGCUGCCCGGGGGCCUUGGACUCCGCUGGCCCCCACAGGAGGGUGUGAGCGGCGGCGGCCGCUUCCCCGCCUCCGGGGCAAGUCCCCAGACCACUCCACGGGCGGCAGAGCGAGACCCCCUUCCCAGUUCGGAAGGAAGCUGCCUUCUGAGGCGGGGAGGCAAAAAGGAGAGGAAGAAGAUGUUAAAGACUUUAAGCAACCAUCACAGUAAUGGAUCUCGGUCCGAAAAACAAGACUGAAUUAGAAAAUAGUGAAAAUACUGAAAUUCAAAGCACAGAAGAAACUGAAUUAAUCUAUACUUGUCCAGAUGAAAGAAGUGAAAAGAAUCAUGUUUGUUGUCUUCUCAAUAUCAGUGACAUUACACUUGAACAAGAUGAAGAAGCCAAAGAGUUUGUCAUUGGAACUGGAUGGGAAGAAGCAGUCCGAGGCUGGGGAAGGAUUUCUCCAACUGCCUGCAUCUGGCCCAGGAAGAAGCUUAAAAAGGCGAAGAUGGGAGAAAGUGCCAGCAGCUGUUUACUCUGUGUCAGCCUCUCCCAAGGGAGCCUGGAGGCCAGCCUUCAGUCGGAGGCGGGGAAGUUGGAGUCGGGGGCUUCAGCUCCGGCUGAGGCAGGGCCGGAGAAGGAUGGAGGCAGCCUCUCCCUGACUCUGGCCACCCCCCCAGGCCCCACCUCUGCCUACCGGGAAGUUAACAAGAUCUGCUUUCCCACCUACGGUCAGGGAGAGAAAAAAAGUCUGCAAAUAAAAGAGUUUAUUUGGUGCCUGGAAGACUGGGCCACUCCCGAGACUGUGAGGGGCAAGGACCCCGGAAGCCCCGGCGCUGACGGAAGUGCCUCCGUAGCAGACUCCUUGACUUCCAAGGCCCUUUUAGUUCUACCUGCCCUGAAGGCUUCACCCCCAAAUGGCUUGGAUGUGCCGGGUAAGAAAAGUCAGAACUUUUCCUUGCAGCUGGAAGAGAAGGGGCCGAGCGUGGCGAAGGAUGGGCGUGUGGCUUGUGCAUGUGGAGUGAAAACAGUUGACGGGACAGGUGAAAAGAGACCCAGUGAGCUGGCCAAGCACCACAGGGUGAAGGAAACGCAGCCUUUCCCCACCCCGGUGGCCCGGACAUCCCUGCUGGCCGGUCCCGAGCCCUGCUGCCUGCCCUGGUCCCUCCUGCCUGAAAAACACCUGGUGUGCCCUCCCCAGCGCAACAGUGUUCGCUAUCUCACCACCUUGCAGCUUGUGCAGAAACAAGGAGCGCAGAACUACAAAGCCAAAUUCAAAGCCAGGGAGCCGAGACCUCCCGUGAAAAUCCCACAGCGCGUUCUCACAGCGGCCAAGCCGGCAAACAGGCCCCAAACGCUGGAGACCAAAGUAUUGUCAAGACCUCUCUUGCCAUCCCUCACGGUGAGCAGAGUUGUUAUGGCCGUUCCCACUCACAGACUCCUCUGAGUUGCCACAAUAUAAUUCCCUGGGAGUAAGCACCGUCUGAAAGUUGUUCAUCUUCUCUUCCCUCUCUCCCUCCUGCCCCAACCCCAGUCUCUUCCUCCUCCUCCUCCUCGUCUUCUCGUACACUCUUUUCUCCCCCUCUCCCCUGGUGCUUUUUUGUAGUAUAAUCAGGGGAAAUUGAACCUCAUUGCAUGGGUUUUGAUGUGCUCUCAAAGCCCCGAUAUUUAUGUGUUACCUGCUACUAUUGCUUAGCCAUUUACAAAACGCAAACUGGUAAUGCCAGUCUCAGCCUCUGCCUGACUUAUCUCUGCACUGGAAGACAAGUGGAUGGUGGGGAAUCUGAAGGGCCUCCCUCAGGGAUGCCCCCAUGCCAGCCCUGAGCCAACCCGCAGGGGCUCCUUCUGCCCCCUCAACCCCAGUGCCUUAAGCCAAGGGUACUGGGCGUGUGUAGACCAUAUCGUUUCUUGAUCUUUUGAACCUGGCAGAUGUCUGUCUGUUGCCCCAUUUUCUCUUGCAACAAAGAUCUGCUUCAAUAGAAACAAUGUUAUAAGAGAAAAUUCCAGCCUGUGUCCAAGUGAAUAUCCUCUGUCCAAGGUGGCGUAUCCUUAUAUUAUGUCCAUGGAUGUACGGUACCCCUUGUUUCCUAUAUGUCCCAGAUUUCAUAUAUUAUAGCCUCAUGCUAGUCUCUUGUGUCUGGGAAGUUUUUCUUACCAUUCUACAAAAUUCAUCUUGGGAGGCAGGUUACGAAUAAUUAUUAUUUUUUUAAAUGUCACUGUGAUUAUUGUCAGCAUACAUGUUUCCUCCAGUCUUACCUUAUAACUACUAUUUGGGAACUCGACAACCCCAAACAGACAAGUAUGGAAUGGGGCUGUGACUUUCUUCCUUCUUCCAUCUUUCCUCUCCCCUCAUUUUACCCGAGUGCAUAUUUCCUGAAGUUGUAUAUAAAUUAAACUUUUGUAAAUGAGUUAUAUUUUAAAUGUGAAGUGACAAUGCUAUGUAGAGAAAUGCUCUGAAGAACCAUUUUGUAAUAUGCAUAACCAUUUAGCCGCUCUGUAAUUACAUAGUUGGCAUGUGCUUAAGGUAGGUUGUACUUGAACUCUAGGCUUUCCAUCUCCUAAAUGAUGGGCAGACAGAAUAUAUGACUCUAUUUGUAAACAUCUGCUUUCCAUAACUGGUCUUUGUGAUGUCUUGUCUGUUUAAGUUUAGGUUUUUUGGUUUUGUUUUGUUGGUUUGUCUUUACAAAACACCAGAAAUGCAGGAGUGACUAUAGUACAACUGUCACUGAAAGGCGUAUUUUGCCUUUUGAGGUCGUACACUUUACAGUCUAGAAGCAGUUUUCAGGUUCUACUCAUUCUUUCUUCUCUGAAUGAAGAAACCAUCUGGAUUCAUCCCCAAGAAGAGGCCCUGAUUUCCCACUGUGUCUGGACAGUGGAGGUCUUGGACCCAGUACUGUUUGAGGACCCUCCAGCUCUGGCAGCCUGCCCACCUAAGUCAGUGGUUUUUCAAGCCCCUCUUUAUAAGCUGCAGAAUAAUGAAUAAGAUCACUAUGUAAAGCAGUCAAAAGUGUUUGAUUGGGAGGGAAAAAGUAUCCACCAGUAUGAGGGACAAAGCCCACCUGCUCAGCCCAGAUGUACUUCCCUGUUGAGAUCUUGAGGCAAUUUGAACUGAUCCAAGUUACAACAUAAUGUUUUUUUCUUAAGAAAAACUCAUUUGUUGAGAUAAGGGUUAUAAAUUCUAUAGCUUUGGGGGUAAACAUAUAAUAAUUUAGAAUUGAGGAGAGCCAGUUGGAACAAAGGAA